Penicillium angulare is the source of this 543-nucleotide messenger RNA. RefSeq names its product putative ubiquitin conjugating enzyme (UbcK). The coding region runs from base 1 to 543 and encodes 180 amino acids. The record is from RefSeq and is a predicted model, not a curated record. The transcript is spliced from 3 exons. Lineage: Eukaryota; Fungi; Ascomycota; Eurotiomycetes; Eurotiales; Aspergillaceae.
AUGGACUACACCAUGGAAGAUACCCAGAACUCAGCCCCAGACGCAUUGGAAGCUACCAAGCUGAAUUCCACCACCCAACGCAAUGACACGCAGAGCGUCACUAAGCGCCUGCAAGCUGAGUUGAUGCAGCUCAUGCUCUCCCCAUCACCUGGUAUCUCCGCUUUCCCCGAUGCCGAUGGUAACCUCCUCUCCUGGACGGCGACUAUCACCGGUCCGACCGAGACUCCCUACGAUGGCUUGACUUUAAAACUCUCCUUCGCCUUUCCCAACAACUACCCCUACUCGCCUCCGACGGUCCUAUUCAAAACCCCAAUCUACCAUCCUAAUGUCGACUUCUCGGGCCGGAUCUGUCUGGAUAUUCUGAAGGACAAAUGGAGUGCCGUAUACAAUGUGCAGAGUGUGUUGUUGAGCUUGCAAAGUCUUCUCGGCGAGCCGAACAAUGCGAGCCCACUGAACGCUCAAGCAGCUGAAAUCUGGGACUCCGACCAAGAAGAAUUCAAGCGUCACGUAUUGGCAAGACACAAGGAUCUGGACGAUGACUAA